AAUCCACAAUCUCUUGGAGAAGUUCAGUGCUGGAAACACAAACAGCCAUAAUGAACAAUGAGCAGUAUCCUUCUUUACCGCUCAAAGAAAAGCAAAUGAACAUCAUCAGCAUCAAAGCCAUAGAAGACAUUGGGCAUGAUCUUCAAGAUUCUAUUCUCCUGAAGUCUCUCGCUCCCGAGGAGAACACAAAAUGCCAGCAGGGUCUGUAUUUCCAGGACGGCAAGAGGCGGGUGGACUACGUCCUCACUUACCACAUCAAAAAGACAAGCAGCUCCCGACGCCACACAUCACGUCUCAGAGACAACGCCUUCACCCGCACCCUGCGGCGGGGUCGAGAGCCGCCUCCACCUGCAGCCAAAGAUGACGCUGAAGUGGGCUCGCCUCACCACAGCAUGGACCACCACGAUGAUGACAAAUGUUUAAGGCGUGAGGAGUUCGAGAGUAACCUGAUGGAGAUGGGCCUGGAGCUGGAGCGAGAUGAGGAGACCAAGACUCCCGGUGUGGGCUUUGUGAAGAUUCAUGCUCCAUGGAGCAUUCUCUGUCGAGAGGCUGAGUUCAUGAAACUGAAGAUGCCUACAAAAAAAGUGUAUGAAGUGAAGCACAGCAGUGGCGUAAUGGAAAAGAUCAACGCGUUCAUCAGCAAACUAACAGAUCCUCUUCAUCCAAACUUAGAAGAGAACAGGACACAGAAAUUGAAGCACCUCUCGUACCCGUUCUCCAGGGAAAAGCAGCAUCUGUUUGAUUUGUCUGACAAAGAUUCCUUUUUUGACAGUAAAACAAGAAGUUCAUUAGUAUUUGAAGUUUUGAAGCGAACCAAGUGCACAAAAGCUAAAUUUAGCAUUGGUAUAACUAGUCUGCUUGGGAGUGGUGUUUAUUUGGCUGUCUAUCCAUUACAUGAUGGUGAUGUUGGUGGGGAAAACGCUGAGCCAAAUGACAGAAAGCUCUUGUAUGAAGAGUGGGCCAGCUACAGUGUCUUUUAUAAGUACCAGCCCAUUGGUUUAAUCAGGAAGUACUUCGGAGAGAAGAUCGGUCUAUACUUUGCUUGGCUUGGCGUUUACACCCAGAUGCUGAUCCCUGCUUCCUUAGUAGGGGUCAUUGUGUUCCUCUAUGGAUGUGUUACUGUUGAUGACGACAUUCCGAGUAUGGAGAUCUGUGACCAGUGGAAGAACAUCACCAUGUGUCCGCUGUGUGACCGUGUGUGCAGUUACUGGAACCUGAGCAUAGCGUGUGGGACGGCCCGGGCCAGUCAUCUGUUUGAUAACCCUGCAACUGUCUUCUUCUCUAUCUUCAUGGCACUGUGGGCGGCGUUCUUCAUGGAGCAUUGGAAGCGGCGGCAGAUGCGUCUCAACUACGAGUGGGAUCUCACAGGGUUUGAGGACGAGGAGGAAGCACUGAAGGAUCACCCGCGAGCCGAAUAUGAAUUCAGAGUCAUGCAGAAAUCACUGAAGAAAGACCAUAAAUCACAGAAGCCAGAGAAAGAAAAGCUGACAUGUAGAGACAGAUUUCCUGCAUAUAUGACAAACCUCAUCAUGAUGCUUUUAAUGAUCGGUGUGACGUUUGCUAUUGUAUUUGGUGUGAUUUUAUACCGGAUCUCAACCAAAGCCGCUCUGGCUAUGAGCUCAAACCCCAUGACCCGCUCCAAUGUCAGACUGACGGUUAAAACCACAGCGGCCAUCAUAAACCUGGUGGUUAUUCUCAUUCUGGAUGAAGUGUACGGCGCCGUCGCACGUUGGCUCACUAUUCUCGAGGUUCCUAAAACGGACAAGAGCUUUGAAGAAAGGCUGAUCUUCAAAACUUUCAUCCUCAAGUUCGUGAAUGCGUUCACUCCCAUCAUAUACAUUGCAUUUUUUAGAGGCAGACUCGGGGGGCGUCCGGGAAGCUAUCUCUAUGUGUUUGAGUCCUAUCGGAUGGAGGAGUGCGCUCACGGCGGCUGUCUCAUGGAGCUCUGCAUUCAGCUCAGCAUCACAAUGCUCGGCAAACAGCUCAUCCAGAACAACCUGUUUGAGAUCGGCGUCCCUAAACUGAAGAAGCUGAUCAGAUACAUUAAAUCCAAGAGAGGCUCUUUCCAGGAAGAGGAAAAUGAGAAGAAGUUACAGCGUUAUGAGACGGAUCAUUUCCUGGAGCCCUUUGGUGGCCUCACGCCCGAAUACAUGGAGAUGAUAAUCCAGUUUGGCUUUGUGACUCUCUUUGUGGCAUCUUUCCCACUGGCGCCUCUGUUUGCCCUCCUGAACAACAUCAUUGAAAUCCGUCUUGAUGCCAAGAAGUUUGUGGCAGAACUCAGAAGACCAGAUGCAGCCAGAGGCAAAGACAUAGGAAUCUGGUAUAAUAUUCUAAGAGGAGUCGCAAAAGUGGCAGUUAUUGUCAAUGCAUUUGUGAUCUCCUUCACAUCAGACUUUAUUCCACGGCUGGUCUAUCAGUACAUGUACAGUCCAGAUGGGUCGAUGCACGGCUUUGUCAACCACACUCUGUCUUACUUUAAUGUCAGUCACUUCCAGAAUGGUACCGCCCCACUGGACCCUUUCCACCUGGGCUUCCAUGUGGACAUCUGCAGGUAUAAAGACUACAGAGAGCCUCCGUGGUCUCUGACACCAUACGAGAUCUCAAAAGAGUACACGAGCCUCAACACCACAUGCAGAGCGCGGUUGUCCGGAGACGGUCCUCGAGGGAAUUUCACCGUCUUUGUGGAGUGGGUACUGGUGAGAAAUGGAUCCCAGUUCACCAUCUGCCACGCUGAUGAGGAACUCACCAGCCCCACUCCAGACCCAGAGCCCAGCCAAAUACCACCCCGCUGCACGGAGCAACAGCCAGAUCCCACUGCGACCGACGAGCCAUCGCCUAAUGGAGCGACAGAGCUGAGGUUUGCCCCAGAGCCAGAGCCUCAUGGAACGUCUGACCAGGUGUGUGAGCCAGCAACAAUGCAACAUGGAGGAUUAUACAGUGGAGAGUGA
Messenger RNA from Sinocyclocheilus grahami, 2948 nucleotides. RefSeq names its product anoctamin-1. The transcript has 25 exons. The record is from RefSeq and is a predicted model, not a curated record. Gene Ontology annotation, cellular component: plasma membrane. Gene Ontology annotation, biological process: chloride transmembrane transport. Bases 51 to 2948 code for a protein of 965 amino acids. NCBI's taxonomy places the organism in Eukaryota, Metazoa, Chordata, Actinopteri, Cypriniformes, Cyprinidae. Gene Ontology annotation, molecular function: protein dimerization activity; intracellularly calcium-gated chloride channel activity.